This is a messenger RNA of Solenopsis invicta (red fire ant), 2570 nucleotides long. RefSeq lists its product as uncharacterized. Gene Ontology annotation, biological process: SCF-dependent proteasomal ubiquitin-dependent protein catabolic process. Bases 180 to 1937 code for a protein of 585 amino acids. The record is from RefSeq and is a predicted model, not a curated record. NCBI's taxonomy places the organism in Eukaryota, Metazoa, Arthropoda, Insecta, Hymenoptera, Formicidae. Gene Ontology annotation, cellular component: SCF ubiquitin ligase complex. The transcript has 2 exons.
UUGUCUUUUUCUGUACACGUUCAUAAAUUCCACUUCUCCUUAAAUAUACAUCACUGCUUUACGCGCAUGCGUAAAAAAUGUAGUUAUAAUCACUGGUAGCGAUGUUGCGCCAGUUUAGCGUGAGCCAUUGCUCAGGAGACAUCCCGUGAGUUCCGCUUGUUUCAAGCAAACAAGAAGAGAUGCCUGGCCAUCAUCAGCCUAAUUCCUUAGAAGGUCUUAGCUUGGGAUGCGUGUGCCAGCAACUCGUCGGGAUGUGCCAACGCUUGCAAAUGCUCUCGCAGCAAUCAUCGGCAGAGCAGAUGAUAGCUUUCAUAAAACGGACGAUACGGCCCUACUACAUAAAUGGACUGCCGAUUCAUUUGCGCUCCCAAGUUAUCGAGAAAACUUUGAGAAUGUUGAACAGCCCAUCAGUUGUUAGUUUGACACUCACUUCCACACCUGCGACGAUGUACAUAUUGACCAUUCUUCUCAACAAUGAUAUAAAACAAUUAAAGAUCAAUCUCUGUUGUUAUUACGGAUGUAGCCAUCAAACAUCUCUUUUAAAAUUACUCGCCUUGGAAGGAGUUGGACUCAAAUCAUUGGACCUAACUCGUUACACGUUAUUGGGCUUAGAUUGCGAAUUGUUGCAUUCGGCACUAUUGAAUAUGAAGAACUUGACAAUUCUAACACUUCGAAAUGUAGCCAGCGACGCUGUGCUCGAGGUCAUAGGUAAAAGUUGUCCAAAACUCGUAAUUUUGGACAUAGCUUGCUCUAAACAAGUGACGAAUGCAGGAUUAAAGCAGUUACUCUUUCAAAUAGAACCGCGAGACAAGGUACGCUCCAUCUCGCCUGAAAAACACACUAACUGGUCACGAAUUAAAAAACUGUUCAGUAGAUGGGAAAUGAAAAGCUCUAGAUCAAAAAAGAAAUUUCAUUCGGAGAAAGUGUUUUUAUUUAUGGAACAUAAAAAUAGAAACUCAUUGUGCGAUACGCUGAAAGUGCUAAAUGUCGCCAAUACUGCUGUUACCAGCUUAGGUGUGUUACUCGCUUUAAUGCAAAUUCCACAACUCGAAUCUUUAGCAGAAUAUAGCUAUAUGGAACAUAUAGCGCAGAUAACGCAUCAACUCAUCAAUUUACAAGUCCCUUUCAAUUUAACUGAAGCAAGGAGUCACAAGACAACGUCCUUCAAUAUAAAACUUUUAGCACAAAUAUGUCAAAGAGUGAAAAAAUUACAUAUUUAUGAACCAAAUCAUUCUCCCGACAUGUUACGCUUGUUUCCUUGUAUUACUUCGUUAAGCGUGGAUAACGUACCGUCAGAAAAGGAAUGGUUAACAAGUUUUUACAAUUAUCUUCGAACAAAUGGCCAAAACUUAAAUGAACUCAAUAUUCAAAUGACGCAAAGUCGGAAUCCUUUGCAGGUGGAUUUAAAAGAAAUUUUAAGUAGCUGUCCUAAUUUACACACACUCAUUAAGAAUGGAUCGAAUAUAGUUUGGACAAAGGGACAUGAUCCUCCACCUUUUAAAUAUUUAAAGAAAAUUCAACUCGGAAAUACAGUGAAAGCUUUGGUAAUUACAAAAAUAUUUUCGCUAGCUCCUGAGUUAACAGCAUUGCACAUCCAUAGUUGUCUCGAUUUAACAAAUGAGCAUCUGGAAAAAUUACUAAAACCAUCUGGCAAACACAAAAAUAAUCAAGGAUGCAAUGAUAAUUUACAAAAUUUAACAUGCUUCUACAUUUCCAAGGCAAGUAAAGUAUCUGCGACUGUCCUGCUAAAUAUGCUUCGCACUUACAAACGAUUAAAGUGGUUUGGAAACUUGGUAAAUUGGGAUUUGGACAGUGAAGAUGUUGAAAUGUUAAAAACAACAAUAAACUAUGAAAACAUGAAUGUAAAUUUAUGUUCCGAUUCUCAUUGGUACUGGAAUAAUUGUGUCCAAUGGUAUAUCAAAUUUAAUAGUUCGUAAGAUGAUACUUAAAGCCAAGUUCUACUUCUUUUGGUUAAAAAAAAUCGAUUUUUAAACAAUACUUUUUACAUCUCUAAGUAUGUAGAUAAUACCUAUAAAAUGAUUUUGCGGUAUUCAAGUUAUUUAAGAAAAUAUGGCCUGCAGAACGCAAAGAUAGCGCAAUGCGUCGCAUAAAGUUCGAUUAUUCGGCCAAUUGAAAUGUAGCGAAAACUUUCACUUUAAUUGUUCCAUUCAUAUGAAAACAGAGACCUGCGAAGCACAUUGUUGGUUGAUAACAGUUGUUACUAAAAAGUACGCAAUUAACUUUACCUGAUAUUCAGUUUAAUUUUAAAUGCAUUUUUCUUGUGUAGGCGAUUUACGCAUUCACGCGAUUAUUUCACGCGGAUCACGACUGUAGAUCGUAAUCAUAAGUACGUUAGACAAAGACGUCUGAUCGGACUCAUCGCGCAGUAUCAUAAACAAACGUUUCCUAUUUUAUGAUACAAUAGGCGAUUUUCGAAAGAGUCGAUUCGGAGCAGCCGGCUAAGUCACACGUAUUUAUUUUGACUUCGAUAUUGUUGUCGUGGCUCGAGACUGUAGCAAUUGAAAUAUAUAAUAAACGUUUCUACGUGAAAACUCUGACUUUUACCACAC